This is a messenger RNA of Cokeromyces recurvatus, 399 nucleotides long. Its product is annotated as 40S ribosomal protein S27. The coding region runs from base 46 to 300 and encodes 84 amino acids. Lineage: Eukaryota; Fungi; Mucoromycota; Mucoromycetes; Mucorales; Mucoraceae. Gene Ontology annotation, biological process: ribosomal small subunit assembly; translation. Gene Ontology annotation, cellular component: cytosolic small ribosomal subunit; ribosome. The transcript has 3 exons. The record is from RefSeq and is a predicted model, not a curated record. Gene Ontology annotation, molecular function: RNA binding; structural constituent of ribosome.
UUUGAAUAUCCUUCCUUCUUUUUGCGUAGGAUCACUUAUUGAACAAUGACUUUGGCUGUUGAUCUCUUGAACCCCUCUGUUGAACACGAGAAGCGUUCUCACAAGCUCAAGCGCUUGGUACAAUCUCCCAACUCUUACUUCAUGGAUGUCAAGUGUCCUGGUUGUUUGAACAUUAGCACUGUUUUCAGCCAUGCUCAAACUGUUGUUUUGUGUUCUUCUUGUGGUACUGUCCUCUGUCAACCCACCGGUGGUCGUGCUCGUUUGACCGAAGGUUGUUCUUUCCGUAGAAAGGCCAAUUAGAUUCAUUCCACCUGUGUGCAUGGAACAAAAAAAAAACCUCAAAAAUUGAACAAUAAACAUUACAAAUUCAAGUGAUUAACUGUCCAUAUACAAAUGUAC